Molecule: messenger RNA, 702 nt
Organism: Dreissena polymorpha
Lineage: Eukaryota; Metazoa; Mollusca; Bivalvia; Myida; Dreissenidae
Product: M-phase inducer phosphatase 1-like
Exons: 3
Coding region: 1-702 (233 amino acids)
Biological process (GO): protein dephosphorylation; positive regulation of G2/M transition of mitotic cell cycle; G2/M transition of mitotic cell cycle
Cellular component (GO): cytoplasm; nucleus
Molecular function (GO): protein tyrosine phosphatase activity
Source: RefSeq, a predicted model, not a curated record
AUGCCACCUAAUAUAAGUGAAUAUUCUGUCGUUGACUGCGAAGCUGUAACUGGUUAUCCGCGAAAAAGAAGCACUAAAGGAAAGCGCCAGUUAGAUUUUAAUGGUCUGGAUAAACCAGUAAAACGGCGUCGCUCUUUUGGUGUCACCGAAGCAAAACAAACGCAAGAAGAGAAGUCCAUUGAAAGCAUCAUUGAAGCCGUGGAGCGUUUGUCAACGGAACCACGCCUUGUUUCUGACGGUUCACGUGAGAACACAAUGCCAACCAUGUCUGGAAAGCACAAGGAUCUGAACGCUAUCACACCUGAAACAAUGUCACGUGCUCUACAAGGUGCGUACAGUGACCGUAUUGAUCAACUGACGGUGAUAGACUGCAGAUAUCCAUAUGAGUUUGAAGGAGGACAUAUCAAGGGAGCUAUUAACCUCUACACAAAGCAAGCGAUUAAGGACUUCAUACACAACUCGGCAACGUCUUCGGAAAAGAAUCACGUGCUUAUUUUCCACUCAAAACAAACGAUAGAAGGGAAGGAGAGGUCCAUUGAAAGCAUCAUUGCAGCCGUGGAGCGUUUGUCUACAGAACCACGCCUCGUUUCCGACGGGUCACGGGAGAACACACUGCCAACCAUUUCUGGAAAGCAAAAGGAUCUGAACGCUAUCACGCCGGAAACAAUGUCACGUGCUCUAGAAGACUAUUCAAGCAGUUAA